This is a messenger RNA of Toxotes jaculatrix (banded archerfish), 3394 nucleotides long. It is a transcript of the gene nfxl1, whose product is annotated as nuclear transcription factor, X-box binding-like 1. Gene Ontology annotation, biological process: regulation of DNA-templated transcription. NCBI's taxonomy places the organism in Eukaryota, Metazoa, Chordata, Actinopteri, Toxotidae. Bases 322 to 3066 code for a protein of 914 amino acids. Gene Ontology annotation, cellular component: nucleus. The record is from RefSeq and is a predicted model, not a curated record. The transcript has 25 exons. Gene Ontology annotation, molecular function: DNA-binding transcription factor activity, RNA polymerase II-specific; zinc ion binding; RNA polymerase II transcription regulatory region sequence-specific DNA binding.
AGGUGAGUCUAACGUGAAGCGGCUGAAAUCACUUUUCCGUUCGUCCUUUCGUCCCCGUCUCUACGUGACGGCCGCUCCGGUGCAUGUUUGUGUUUUAGUAGCUGUUGUUUACCGGAUGUUGUUUGUUUACGCCGUGUUAGCUGAGUGUUAAUCACAGUUAGCCUGUCUCAGCUAACCGAGCUGAGCCGGGAGCUCGGUCCCUCACACCGGACACACCGGCUCAUCAUCAGGCUCUGACCGCUGCUUCCUGUUUUGAAGAUCGUUGGCGGGUUUUGACUCGUAGCGACAGAGACCAGGCUCAGGGUUUGAGACGUGGUUGCCAUGGAGCCGGCCUGGCGACAGCAGGGUCGGGGCCGAGGGCGGAGCCAAGAGGGUCAGAGCGAAAAGUCACGCCCUCCGCAGAAAGAACGGGAGAGGCCAGGAGGGGCAGGAGGAGGGGCAGGAGGGGCAGGAGGAGCUGCGGGGGGGUGGGGGGCGGGACGAGGGGGGAGGGCGAAGACCGCGGCAGCACCUGCACCCGAGCCCCCGCACGGUGCGUCGGUUCAGUCCAAGUUCGAGGAGAUCAGGAAGUCCAACCAGGCUGCUGCUCAGCGAUUGGUGGAGAGCCGCGUCAGCUCCUCCUCUGAUGAAGACGAUGAUGAUGAUUACAAUGAUGGAGGUGUUGACUGUAAGGAUGGAAAGAGAGGGAAGAUCCUGGCGUCGACCUUCACCACCUACACGGACCAGACAGGUAAGACCCAGACAGGUACGGCCCAGACAGGUGGGGACGCCACAGGUCUGCUGAGGACCGGUCAGUAUGUCAGUGACCUGUUUCAGUCCGGAGCUCUCACCUGUCUGAUCUGCAUCGCCUCCGUCAAGAGGACGCAGCCGGUGUGGAGCUGUUCCAGCUGUUUCUCCCUCUUCCACCUCCCCUGUAUUCAGAAAUGGGCCAGAGACUCUGUCUUCCUCGUGUCCUCCGUCACUGACGAAGACUUCGGUCAGAAGCAGCAUCCCUGGCCCUGUCCAAAGUGCAGAGCUGAGUAUCCAGCGACCGCGACGCCCAACAGGUACAUGUGUUACUGUGGGAAGCUGCAGGAUCCUCCAGCUGACCCCUGGUUGGUUCCUCACUCCUGCGGCUCCAUCUGUCAGAAGGAGCUCAAACCCAGCUGUGGACACACCUGUCUGCUGCUCUGUCACCCCGGUCCCUGUCCUCCCUGUCCAAAGAUGGUGUCAGUUUCCUGUAUGUGCGGCAAAGCUAAGCCCCUCCCCCGUCGCUGUAGUAACAAGGCCUGGUCCUGUCAGCAGCACUGCGGCAAGUUGUUACCCUGCAAACAGCACACCUGUACACAGCCCUGUCACACAGAGUGCCGUCCCUGUCCCAGGGUCAGCGUCCAGAAGUGUGUGUGUGGACGAGAGCAGGCGGAGAGACCCUGUGCCAGCCCUGAGUGGACCUGUCCACAGGUGUGUGGUGCUGUCCUCUCCUGUGGGAAUCACACCUGUGAGGUUGUGUGUCAUGACGGAGUUUGUCCUCCGUGUCCUCGCUCCGUCAGCAGAUCCUGUCCGUGCGGCAAGACCAAGUCGUCUCUGCCGUGCACUGAGGAAGUGAUGCCGUGUGGCGACACGUGUGACCGCCGUCUGUCAUGUGGGAAACACACCUGUUCAAUGAGGUGUCACCGAGGGAGCUGUGAGACCUGCAGACAGGAGGUGGAGAAGGAGUGCAGGUGUGGUAAAUACAGGAAGUUGAUGCCGUGUCAUAAAGAAUACCUGUGUGACUCCAAGUGUCCAAAAACCAGAAGCUGCCAGAGACACCAGUGCAGGAGGAAGUGUUGCCCUGGUAACUGCCCCCCCUGUGAUCAGAACUGUGGUCGGACUUUGGGGUGUCGAAACCACAAGUGUCCCUCCGUCUGUCACCAAGGUAGCUGCUACCCCUGUCCAGAGUCUGUGGAGGUCACAUGUGCGUGUGGGUCCACUGUGCUGUCCGUCCCUUGUGGUCGAGAGAGAAGCACCAGACCACCUCGCUGCAGAGAGCCCUGCAGGUGUCCUGCGUCCUGCCACCAUCCGACCAGAGAGACUCACCGGUGCCACCCCGGCCCCUGUCCCCCCUGCAGGCAGACCUGCCUGCUGCCGCUGCCUGGCUGCAACCACACCUGUCCACAGCCCUGCCACGACCUGGUGCUGGUCAAGUCCCAGCAGGUUCAGUUAGCAGGUCCGUGGGAGCAGCCGUCUGAACCAGCGUUUGUGAGGAAAGCUCUGCCCUGUUCGGCCUGUGAAGUACCAAUACCAACGUCCUGUUUUGGAGGACAUGAGGUGAGCCCGGUGCCGUGUCACCGCCAGGGUCCGUUCUCCUGUAAACGAGCCUGUGGACGACCUUUGACCUGCGGCAACCACAGCUGCAGCAGGGAGUGUCACCUGGUUACCGACAGCAACAAGUGUGAGGCGUGUGAGGAGGGCUGCUCCAAGCCCCGCCCCCCCGGCUGUCCCCACCCCUGCCCCCGCCCCUGUCACCCCGGCGACUGCCCCCCCUGCAGCCAGAUGAUUCGCCAGCGCUGCCACUGCAAGAUCAGCAUGCUCUACGUGGAGUGCACGAAACUGACAUCAGCUGAUGAACAGACGAAGGUGGAGCUGAGCUCCUGCAACAACCAGUGUCCUAAAGAGCUGAACUGUGGUCAUCGCUGUAAGCAGCUGUGUCAUCCAGGUGUGUGUGAGGAGAAGUGUCAGCAGAAGGUGAAGCUCCGCUGCUCCUGCAAGAGGAUCAGGAAGGAGUUCCCGUGCUCUCUGUCGGCUCAGCGUGUUCAGUGUGACGACGCCUGCAGAGACCAGCAGAGGAAAGUCAUCCAGCUGAAGGAGGCGGAGCAGAGAGCAGCUCAGGAGGAGGAGCAGAGGAAGCUUCAGGAGGAGCUGGAGGCGUUUGAGAAGCGUCAGCAGCGAGGAGGUCGGAGGAGCAAGAAGCGGGGGAGGAGGGAGGAGGCGGACGACGAGCGGGGGAGGGCGGGGAGGUGGUGGAGGAAGUGCGCUGCCUUCGUUCUCGUCCCGCUCGGCGGAGCUCUGCUGUCCGCCGCCGCCUACUACUUCCUGACGACGCCCUGAAGCUGCCUGUCAUUCUGCUGCCAUGUUUCUGUGCUCGCCGCUGCCUCGCCUUCACCUGGCGUCUUCCUUCAUCCAGACUCCGUCUCUGAUCAGCCUCAGUUUCCUUCUCAACACGUGAAUAUUCGUCCUUAUGUCGAAUUGGUUCCUUCGUUCGUAGCAGUUUAAGUUUAGUUUGUUCCUGUUGGAAUUCAGGUGAUGUCACGGCGUGAUGUCACGGCGUGACGUCAUGGCGUGGCGUCACAUGAUUUUGAUUUUAUUUUGUUUCCUUUGGUGCUGAAAUGUUCAUUCUUUUUUUGAAGAUUGAAAAAAUAAAAUGUAUGAAACACUU